Messenger RNA from Manacus vitellinus (golden-collared manakin), 4143 nucleotides. RefSeq names its product Ro60, Y RNA binding protein (gene RO60). Bases 66 to 1682 code for a protein of 538 amino acids. The record is from RefSeq and is a predicted model, not a curated record. The transcript is spliced from 9 exons. Gene Ontology annotation, cellular component: ribonucleoprotein complex. NCBI's taxonomy places the organism in Eukaryota, Metazoa, Chordata, Aves, Passeriformes, Pipridae. Gene Ontology annotation, molecular function: RNA binding.
AGGCGGAUUCUUGCAAAUGGUGCGGUAGAAACGUGUGAGUGGCAGACCCCUUGGAAGUCUAAACCAUGGAGGAUGAGGAGAGCGGAGUGCAGCCCCCGAGUGAGAAGCCGGCGCCCGGCUCCGAGGGCGGUGACCUGUGGAGUGUCACCGACACCAGCCGACUGCGGCGCUUCUUGUGCUUCGGCUCCGAGUGCGGCGCUUACCACGUCAAGGAGCAGAAGCUGGGCUUCGAAAAUGCAGAAGCCUUGCUAAGACUGAUCGAAGAGGGCAGGGGUUGUGAAGUUGUUGAAGAAAUAAAAGCCUUUAGCCAAGAGGGCAGAGCAGCAAAGCAGGAGCCCCUGCUUUUUGCCCUUGCGGUUUGCUCGCAGUGCUCUGAUGUGAAAACGAAGCAAGUGGCGUUUAAGGCUGUCCCCGAGGUGUGUUGCAUACCAACCCAUCUCUUUACUUUCAUCCAGUUUAAAAAAGAUCUGAAGGAGGGCAUGAAAUGUGGCAUGUGGGGCCGUGCACUGAGGAAAGCUGUUGCAGAUUGGUACAAUGGAAAGAAUGGCAUGGCUCUUGCUUUAGCAGUUACAAAAUAUAAGCAAAGAAGUGGUUGGUCUCAUAAAGAUCUUCUGAGGUUGUCCCACCUAAAACCUGCCAGUGAAGGAAUUGCUAUAGUCACUAAAUAUAUUACCAAGGGGUGGAAAGAUGUCCAAGAAGCUUAUAAAGAGAAAGCAGUUUCUAUUGAGACUGAAAAACUCUUAAAGUAUCUGGAGGCUGUGGAGAAAGUAAAACGCACAAAAGAUGAAUUGGAAGUUAUUCAUUUGAUAGAGGAAUAUGGUCUAGUUAGAGAGCAUCUCCUGACAAACCACCUGAAAUCUAAAGAGGUUUGGAAGGCACUGCUGAAGGAAAUGCCCAUUUCUGUAUUGUUGAGAAAUUUAGGAAAGCUGACAGCAAAUUCAGUGCUGGAACCACGAGGUUCAGAAGUGGCAAUAGUAUGUGAAAAACUGAGAAAUGAGAAACUGCUAAAAAAGGGUAAAAUACAUCCAUUGCAUAUUUUGGUUGCAUUAGAAACAUAUAAAGCUGGACAUGGAAGCAGAGGGAAGCUUUGGUGGCGUCCUGAUGAAGACAUUUUAGAAGCUUUAGAUGCCUCAUUUUACAGAGCUUUCAAGACACUUGAACCAACAGGAAAACGCUUCUUACUUGCAGUUGAUGUCAGUGCAUCGAUGACACAAAAGGUUUUGGGCAGUGUGCUCAAUGCGAGCACCGUUGCAGCAACGAUGUGUAUGGUUGUAGCACGUACUGAGAAGGAUUCCCACAUUGCUGCCUUUUCACAUGAAAUGGUCCCAUGUCCAGUGAUGGCUGAUAUGACGUUACCUCAAGUUUUAGUGAAAAUGUAUGAAAUUCCAGUGGGUACCACUGAUUGUUCCCUUCCAAUGAUAUGGGCUCAGAAAACUCAGAGGGCUGUUGAUGUCUUCAUUGUAUUUACUGAUAAUGAGACCUUUGCUGGAAAUACUCCUCCUGCAGCAGCCCUUAGAGAGUACCGAGAGAAAAUGGGUAUUCCUGCUAAACUGAUUGUUUGUGGAAUGACCUCAAAUGGUUUUACAGUGGCAGAUCCAGAUGACAGAGGCAUGUUGGAUAUAUGUGGCUUUGAUACAGGAGCUUUGGAGGUUAUUCGAAACUUCAUUUUGGAUUUGAUUUAAUUUUUCUAGGCAUUUGCUCUUCCCAGUGGGUCCAUUGCUGGCAACAGACUUCACCCUGGGAACUCCCAGGCAAAUAUACUUUAUUAGAAUAUGGCAUAUUAUAUACAUAUCAGAAUGUUACGUGAGGUGGUGGCAGUUCAAGCAUCUCUGACUAGAGCUUCUCACUAAGGUGUUUGUAAGGUUGAACAUAACUAUGGUCUCAUGCAAAUCCUAACUAAUUAAGAAAAACUCAGCACUUGCAUCUCUAGUGUCAAAAUAACUGUCAGUAGCCAGUGAUCCCUCUGCUACUGGAGGUGGCACCACAUGUCACCCCUGUCACGCCUGGGCUUGGUGCCACACAGGAACACCCUGCGCAGCUCGGACACUCCUGGUUGUGCCCGUCAGUUGAAUCAGGUUGCCCUUCAGAACCCUGCAGCACAGCUGGCAACCCUUCUCCACACCCUUUAAGAAAGGCACCUCGACUCCUGAACCACCUUCCUUGUCUCCAGCAUGCUUAUUUUCCCAAGGCAGUUUAGUUUUUUUUUCCCGUCCAUGCACUCGAGACUUUUCUUGGACUUAUUCCUGGAUCAGUCUAGGCACCACGGAGCUGGAGUUUCCCAGAGCAUCAUCCCUUGAGUGAUACCCACAGUAACUGUGUGCUCAGAGUCCUGUGGCCCAUCAAAAACCAGUCUGUAUCUGUUCCAGAGGGUAAACAGGACCCCCUGUCAUGACCAGAUAACAGCAAGGGCACAAUGUGCUGUACAAACCCUUGGUCCACUCAGCUUCAGCAAGGUCUGCCUGGCCAGCCUGGCCUGCCCCACAUGCAUCACCCCGUCCCUGUUGUCCUCCAGUUCCACAGCAUCCACUGACUUGAAGAGAGGGAUAGUUUUGCCUGGGCCUAUGGAAGAUGCCACCACAGCAAACAUUUCCAUGGCAUCGUGCCAGACCCUGCUCUUGCUGUCCACCAGUGCUGGAGUCAGCCCAAAUGCCAGCUUGGCCAAGUCCAGCUCCCCAGUAGGGUAAGUGAAGAAGGCCAUGAUGAUGACCACGUCCUCUUGGACUCUGGAGUUGUUGAGCUGCAGGUACUCUCACUGCAGCAGCAGGCCCAGCUCCUGCUGAGAAUGCGCUGCUUUCCUCAGCCACAAGAGCAGGGGCUUGUACUCCUGCUGGAUGGCCAGCUUCUUGUCCCCCCAGGACUUCACCAACAGCAGAGAUGAGUGGUGCCAGGAAGGCCUGGACCUGGUCACCCAGUGCCAGCAGAUGGAUCACCUUCAGUGCCCUGAGCACCACUUGGAGUAGUUGAGGAGUGUGUUAAGGAAGCUGAUGAGCCCCAGGAAGCCAAGGGCAGGGAUAGAGGUUGCUGCUGCCUGGCUGGCACCUCGAACCACCCUCUUCAGCUCCUCCACAGCUUGAGUGCAGUUCUUAUUGUCCUCCUGGUCCAGUAGGUGAGCCUGCAGCUCCUGGGUCAAAAAUCUGGACUUCAGGAUGGGCUGGAUGGGAGGCAGUGGUGCUGUGUCCUUACCCACCUGCAGACUCCUCCAGCUCCAGCCUAGGAGCAGAAUGAAGUCCCCAUAAUCCAAGAGGAAGCAGUGACCUGGUGCUCCACUUAAACAGAAACAACUCUAUGGGACCGGAUGCAAUCCAUCCAAGGGUACUGAGAGAGCUGGCAGACGAGCUGGCCAAGCCACUCUCCAUCAUUUUUCAUUAGUCCUGGCUCACCAGGGAGAUCCCAGAUGACUGGAGGUUGGUCAAUGUGACAUCCAGGAAACUACAGGUCUGUCAGCCUGACCUUGGUGCCGGGAAGGUUACUGAACAGAUCGUCUUGAUCACACAGCACAUGCAGGACAACCAGGGGAGCAGGCCCAGCCAGCAGGGGUUUAUGAAAGGCAGGUCCUGCUCCACCAGCCUGAUGAUCUUCUGUGACAUAGUGACCUGCAGAGUGGAUGAGGGAAAGGCUGGAGAUACGUCUGCCUGGACUGUAGGAAAGCAUUUGACGCUGUUUCCCACAGCAUUCUCCUGGAGAAGCUGACAGCCCAUGGCUUGGAUGGGUGCACUGUUCAGUGAAUAGAGAACUGCUGAUGGCCGGGCCCAGAGAGUGGUGGUGAAGGGAGUUGCCUCCAGCUGGUGGCUGAUCACCAGUGAUGUCCCCCAGGGGUCAGCAGGGGGGCCAGUCCUGUUUAACAUCUUAUUGAUCUGGAUGAGAGGAUCAUUUACCUAUGACCUGAGGUUGGGCAGCAGGAGGGUUGAUGGCCUGGAGGAGAGGAAGGUGCUGCAGGGGGAUAUGGGCAGCCUGGGUCCAUGGGCCCAGGACUAUUGGAUGAAGUUCAACAAGGCCAAGUGCUGGGUCCUGCACUUGAGUCACAACCACCCCGUGCAGCACUCCAGGCUUGGGGAAGAGUGGCUGGAAAGCUGCCUGGUGGGAAAGGAUCUGACCUGUAUCAGCAAUAGUGGGGCCAGCAGGACCAGGACAAUGAUUGUCCCU